Molecule: messenger RNA, 781 nt
Organism: Syzygium oleosum
Lineage: Eukaryota; Viridiplantae; Streptophyta; Magnoliopsida; Myrtales; Myrtaceae
Product: cytochrome b5
Exons: 3
Coding region: 129-533 (134 amino acids)
Cellular component (GO): intracellular membrane-bounded organelle; membrane
Molecular function (GO): heme binding
Source: RefSeq, a predicted model, not a curated record
GGAUGAAAAUAAGAUGUCAGCAGGAGGUGAAAGUUGACACCAGACCAAUAAUCUGCGCCCCAAAAGAAUUCCCGCCGCCGUCGUUUGGUUGACCGGGGACCGGAGGGGCCGUCGUCGCCGGUGGCCAAAUGCCGACCAUCACGAAGAUGUACUCGAUGCAAGAAGCAUCGCAGCACAACACCAGAGAAGAUUGCUGGAUUGUUAUCGACGGCAAGGUCUAUGAUGUGUCAUCAUACAUGGACGAGCAUCCUGGUGGGGAUGAUGUUAUCCUUGAGACAACUGGAAAAGAUGCUACCGAUGGGUUUGAAGACGCUGGCCAUAGCGAAGAAGCAAGGGAGCUAUUGCAGACCUUUUGCAUCGGUGAGUUUGACCCAUCUUCCCCAGCCAUCCCCGAGCUUGAAAUAUACUCCAAGAGCAAAGGAACAGACUAUUCUCAGAAGCUCACGGCCCUCACAAAACAAUACUGGGCUGUUCCUGUUGCUGUUGUUGGCAUCUCAGUGAUUGUUGGCUUCUUAUAUUUGCGUAAGAAGUGAAGAAGUCUGUUUUUUGCGCUACCUCUCCUUUAAAAUGAUUUUUUGAGUCAUGUAACAAUGAUUGAGAGAAACCGUUUGUAUCUGUUGGAUUCAGAUUUGGAUAGAAGUCACCAAGAUUAUUGAGAGGGAAUUUUCCCUGUUGCAAGUCAUUAGAUAUAUUGUAUUGUUGCUUUUUCCGAAUAGCAUCAUAUUGUCUCAAACACUCGUGUGAAAUAAGAAUUCAUUUGGCGGGCCGGUAUGUCGGGUUA